AGAGGCGGUGCUUGUGGCCGCGCGAGGGGUCCGGCUGCCUUGUCAGCCUGGUGUGGACGGGUGCAUGUGGGCUCUCCGCUCGCUGCUGCGUCCCCUUGGCCUGCGCACCAUGUCGCAGGGUUCUGCUCGUCGGCCGCGGCCGCCCAAAGACCCACUGCGGCAUCUGCGCACGCGGGAGAAGCGCGGCCCAGGCUGGGGUCCCGGGGGCCCUAACACCGUGUACCUGCAGGUGGUGGCGGCGGGCGGCCGGGACGCGGGCGCUGCUCUCUACGUCUUCUCGGAAUACAACAGGUACCUUUUUAACUGCGGAGAAGGCGUCCAACGACUUAUGCAGGAACACAAACUGAAAGUCGCUCGCUUGGACAACAUAUUUCUGACUCGAAUGCAUUGGUCAAAUGUUGGGGGAUUGUGUGGAAUGAUUUUAACUUUAAAGGAAACCGGGCUUCCCAAGUGCGUUCUGUCUGGACCUCCACAACUGGAGAAAUAUCUAGAAGCAAUCAAAAUAUUUUCUGGUCCAUUGAAAGGAAUAGACCUGGCUGUGCGGCCUCACUCUGCACCAGAAUACAAGGAUGAGACCAUGACUGUUUACCAGGUUCCUAUCCACAGUGAAUGGAGGUGUGGAAAGCAACAGCCAUCACAGAGUCCAAAAAGAUCUCCCAACAGGCUCAGUCCCAAACAGUCAUCGUCGGACUCUGGGUCAACUGAAAAUGGGCAGAGCCCUCCAGAGGGCAGCAGUGCAGGUGUCAACGGGAAAACAUGGGGCAGGGACCCCUCCUUAGUGGUAGCUUUUGUCUGCAAGCUUCACUUGAGGAAAGGAAACUUCUUGGUACUUAAAGCAAAGGAGCUGGGCCUUCCUGUUGGGACGGCUGCCAUUGCACCCAUCAUUGCUGCUGUCAAGGAUGGGAAGAGUAUCACUUAUGAAGGAAGGGAGAUUGCUGCUGAAGAGCUUUGUACACCCCCAGAUCCUGGUCUUGUAUUCAUUGUGGUAGAGUGUCCCGAUGAAGGAUUCAUCCCGCCCAUCUGUGAGAAUGACACCUUUAAAAGGUACCAGGGAGAGUCUGAUGCACCUGUAGCCCUAGUGGUCCACAUAGCCCCAGAAUCUGUACUCACCGACAGCAGAUACCAGCAGUGGAUGGAGAGGUUUGGGCCUGACACACAGCACCUGAUUCUGAAUGAGAACUGCCCCUCAGUUCACAACCUGCGCAGCCACAAGAUUCAGACCCAGCUCAGCCUCAUCCACCCUGACAUCUUCCCUCAGCUCACCAGCUUCUAUUGUAAGGAGGAAGGUUCUACCUUCAGCAUGCCGACAGUUCGGGGUGAAUGCCUCCUCAAGUAUCAGCUCCGCCCCAAGAGAGAGUGGCAGAGGGAUACCACUCUCGACUGCAAUACUGAUGAAUUCAUAGCUGAGGCCUUGGAGCUCCCCAAUUUCCAGGAGACUGUGGAGGAGUACAGGAAGAACAUGCAGGAAAGCCCAGCCCCAGCAGAGAAAAGAAGCCAGUAUCCUGAAAUUGUCUUCCUGGGUACAGGAUCUGCCAUCCCAAUGAAGAUCCGAAAUGUCAGUUCCACACUCGUCAACCUAAGCCCUGACAAGUCUGUGCUGCUGGAUUGUGGAGAAGGCACUUUUGGGCAGUUGUGCCGUCAUUAUGGACAGCAAAUAGACAGAGUCCUAUGCAACCUCGCUGCUGUGUUUGUGUCCCACCUGCAUGCAGAUCACCAUACGGGCUUGCUGAAUAUCUUGUUGCAGAGAGAGCAUGCAUUGGCGUCUCUGGGGAAACCUUUCCAGCCCUUGCUAGUAGUGGCCCCUACCCAGCUCAGGGCCUGGCUGCAGCAGUAUCACAACCAGUGCCAGGAGAUUCUGCAUCACAUCAGCAUGAUUCCUGCCAAAUGCCUUCAGAAAGGGGCAGAGGUCUCCAGUCCCCCAGUUGAAAGGCUGAUCAGCUUGCUGUUGGAAACAUGUGACUUAGAAGAAUUUCAGACCUGCCUGGUACGGCACUGCAAGCAUGCUUUUGGCUGUGCGCUGGUACAUUCAUCUGGCUGGAAAGUUGUCUACUCGGGGGAUACCAUGCCCUGUGAGGCUCUGGUCCAGAUGGGGAAGGAUGCCACCCUCUUGAUACAUGAAGCCACUCUGGAGGAUGGCUUGGAAGAGGAAGCAGUAGAGAAGACGCACAGUACUACCUCCCAGGCUAUUAAUGUGGGGAUGCGGAUGAAUGCCGAGUUCAUUAUGCUGAACCACUUCAGUCAGCGGUACGCCAAGAUCCCCCUUUUCAGCCCUGACUUCAACGAGAAAGUUGGCAUCGCCUUUGACCACAUGAAGGUCUGCUUUGGAGACUUCCCAACAGUGCCCAAGCUGAUUCCCCCACUGAAGGCCUUGUUUGCAGAUGACAUUGAAGAGAUGGUGGAACGCAAGGAGAAGAGGGAGCUACGGCUGGUGCGAGCAGCCCUCCUAACUCAGCAAGCAGACAGCCCAGAGAACAGAGAACCCCAACUGAAGCGGGCCCACACAGAGGAACCACACAGCCCACAGAGCAAGAAGGUCAGAGCCCAGUGAAGGUCUAAACCAUCCUGGACUGAAGGCUGUGUUCUCUGCCCUGUGUGGAAGCCGCAUCUGACAUCUUGGUGGGAGCCAGCGCACACAACUAGCCAGGAGGCAGCAUGGAAUCAGAGUAUGCAGUCCUCCAUGGCCAUGGCUUGGGGAGUACCCAUCUGCCAGGUGCCUCUGACGCCUGGAGGAGAACACAGUGGCAGGACAGGAGACUACUCAGUCGAAGACAGCAAGCCAGUCUUUAAAGAAGUCAUGGAAAUUGAGGUGUUUGCCCCUUACUCACUAGCACAGGGGUUUCUCUGCAUGCCAGAGUCAAGCCAUGUUACAAGUGAUGUUGGGUGUAUAUGUCCCAGGCUCCAAGAAUAGUAUUUGCAAGGACUCAGACUCAAUAAAGCUCGAGUUUGGAAUCCUGCUUCAGCGUGGGGUCUUCUGUGGGCUGGUUACCCAGGGAGGCCUGCAUGCUCCCGUGGCUGCAAGGAUUGUGGAGGCUGUUGUGCUCUUGGUACACCAUGAAAAUGAAAAUCACUAUGAAAGUAUGAAGAAAUGUCACCUUGGGCUAGAUGCCUGUUGGAUCUGAAAACAGGUUAGUGACUGAGACAUGGAAGGUGUUCAAAGUUGACUCUAACACUUAUAUAUUCUCCCUACCCAGGAGAACGUGGGAAGCACUUUAGAAACUCGAGUGUGAGACAGCAAGGACUUGGCCUUCCCUGGUGGCGAUCUUCAGACUUCCUGAGGCAGCACAGGAUGUUGUUCCUGCCCCACAGCCGUCACUGAAACAAGACCAUGUGCCAAGCUCAGGGUUAAUAAAUCUAUUUUAAUAACAUUACUCUUGACAACAGUUUGUACAUGUAUGUAAAGAUAACCUUCAACCCCCAGGCUCCGUUACAAAUUUGGGGACUGGACUGCCCUUGCCAGGAAGUGAGCAAAGCUGUAACAUCAAGUCUGCAGAUCCCACUCUCGGAGAAGGGUGAGUUUACGCUGCUGGGAAAAAUAACUAAGCAUUUAGAAGUUUUCAUUGUACACCUGUACAUAGGUUUAGAUUGAAUGGCUCAAAUUAAACAAAUAUAGAUUUCAUAUAUACAAAUAUAUCAUGUAUAGGUAUAUCUAUUUUCAGAGGAACAACUUUUAAACUUUGACUGUGCAUGCAUGGCCCAGAUCUGUUUCAUUCCCUUAAUCCCAAAGUGUGAACAGGCUCCCUGUCCCUUGCCCCAGGGCUGGGUGGGGCAUGGUGAGAAGGUGAGCAGGGUCUGCUGGUGAGCAACGCAGGCCACGCUGUGGGCUCGGUGUCCGCUGCCACCCCCUCUACCUGCUUUGGGAAACGGAAUUAUUGCUAGUCAGCUGUAACCUCCAAAAGAGGAGUAUCAGGCCCCACAUACCUACUAAGCUGGGUGCCUGAAUAUGAAAGUGCUCUAAGAUACCUAAUGUGUUUGGGGAACGUGGAGACCUACAUAGGGCCAUCUAUGUUCAAAUCCUCAAUUCAGAUUGUCAGCGUGGAGUAAAGGGAGCCUCAUCACAUGGGGGAAAGUAAAGCUGUCAGAAGUAGCUGUAUUAAGCUGUUUACUUUGGAGUUGUAAUUAAGGGUAGCCUGAAAGGUCUUUCUGGUUGGCCAGGACCCUGGCAGCAGGAAGAGGACAGACAAUGCCCAGGACUCCUCUUGCCCCAGUGAAAGGGUCUCCUCCUGUCUUGCUUCCCCUCUGGCCCUUAUGGUGUGCUGCAGGACCUGAUGUCCCAGUCAAGGCAGUAAGGGGACUCUCUCGCACCCUCAUCCUGCAAAGGCCAUUCUGACAAGCCCUUGAGUGGAGAGGUGGAUGCUGCUUGCCAUAGAGGCCAAAGAUGGAUCAAAAUAGGCACAAAGUCAAAAGGCAAAGGUCAAAAAAAAAAAAAAAAAAAAAAAAAGCUGGAAUCAUCACC
Messenger RNA from Arvicanthis niloticus (Nile rat), 4453 nucleotides. NCBI's taxonomy places the organism in Eukaryota, Metazoa, Chordata, Mammalia, Rodentia, Muridae. The record is from RefSeq and is a predicted model, not a curated record.